Messenger RNA from Phymastichus coffea, 1822 nucleotides. Its product is annotated as reticulocalbin-2. NCBI's taxonomy places the organism in Eukaryota, Metazoa, Arthropoda, Insecta, Hymenoptera, Eulophidae. Gene Ontology annotation, molecular function: calcium ion binding. The record is from RefSeq and is a predicted model, not a curated record. Bases 122 to 1105 code for a protein of 327 amino acids. The transcript is spliced from 4 exons. Gene Ontology annotation, cellular component: endoplasmic reticulum.
CAACGUCACGUAGGUUAGGGUAGCUCGCGAGCUGAGCAAAGUGCAGACGCGUAAAAGCACUUGAGCAUCUCUGAUUCAUUUUGCUUCUUUACUUUUUGUUUGCCGUUUAUAUACGCCAGAGAUGCGCCUGUCCGAGUGCAGUCUUCUUGUUCUCGUUUCACUGAUGUGUUUGGCGGACUUCAUUAUAAAAUCGCAAGCCGCCUCCGCGCACAUUCAUACCCAGCACCACAGCAAGGAGAGAACGGAGGAUGGAGCUUUUAGUCCACGAGACAGCGGACACUAUUCCCACGGCGAACAUCAUCAGGAGUUUGACCAUGAGGCCAUUCUAGGAAGUGUCAAAGAGGCAGAAGAAUUUGAUAAACUACCAAUUGAAGAAUCAAAAAGACGUUUGAAGAUUCUAUUAAACAAAAUGGAUUUGAAUGGGGAUGAAUACAUCGAUAGGAAUGAGUUAAAAGCAUGGAUUUUACGAUCAUUCAAAAUGCUUUCUGAUGAAGAAUCUAAAGACCGAAUGGAGGAUGCUGAUUCAGAUGAGGAUGGUAAAGUGACUUGGGAAGAAAUUGUACAAGAUACUUAUGGUUCUGAUCCAGAAGAUUUAGCUUUAGAAGACAAACUAAUUGAAAAUGAUAAAGCUACUUUCAAUGCUGCUGAUUUAAAUAAAGAUGGCUACUUAGACGAAGAUGAAUUCAAGGCGUAUACUCAUCCAGAAGAAACGCCUAGGAUGUUGGAUGUUAUUUUAAAACAGGCAUUUGUUGAUUAUGACAAGGACAAAGAUUCUUUCAUAAGCUUCCAAGAGUUUCUAGGUGAAAGAGCAGAAGGACAAGACAAAGAAUGGCUUCUAAUUGAGAAAGAUAAAUUUGAUCAUGUUUAUGACAAAAAUAAUGAUGGUAAAUUGGAUAUAAGUGAAGUUCAUACAUGGAUUAUUCCCAGCAAUGAAGACAUCGCCACUGAUGAAGUGGAUCAUCUGUUUGCUGCAUCAGAUGAUGAUCACGACAACAGAUUGUCGUUUGAUGAAAUUUUAGAACAUCACGAUGUUUUUGUUGGUAGUGAAGCUACAGAUUAUGGUGACCACUUGCAAGAUAUCGAACGCUUCCAAGAUGAACUUUGAGAUACGAUCAUAGAACCAACCCUCUUAUCAUUUUCUGAUUAUCGCAAAGUUUUUCGUAAAAGGAGAUGUUCGAGAGCUUUUUUUAUAUUUUUCAAUGCCUGCGCUUUUUUGUUUAUUUAUUACGGUGUUUUAUUCCUAUAUGUAUGUGGUAGCUAGAGACUGGUUUGAUAAUUAUGAUUUCUUCAACGUGAAUGCAUUACAAAUAAUUGCAAUAAGGACAUAUUCUCCUGUCUUAGUCAGAAGCAGUAUUCAAUCUUGUUUGUGUGUGUAACGAAAAACCUUAGUCUUCCAAGGUUUAUUAACUUUUAUGUGCCAUACUUUUCUUUUGUAUCGUAUUUUGAAGAUUUUAUAUAUAUUUAAUUACAAUCAAAUUAUUUCUUAGCAUUUCAUAUAAAUUUAUCGCAGCUUCGUUCAUCCUGAAAUAACAGAACAAUGUUUCAAUUACUUAAUACUGUUCAACGAAACGCACUGAAUGUUGCAUAUUUCAAUGUAAAAAUUUAAUAGUAUUGAAGUAGUUUUAUUUUUAGAUAAUUUUUAUUUAUUUCUAUAGACAAAUAUUUAUGGUUGUAAAGUAUAUAUAAUAUUUAUGAUACUCUUAUUCUUUCUUUAUUCCUAUAUUUCAUUUAAGAAUAUCUAGCAUGGUUAAAUUUUCAUUUCACGUAUAGUUAUCAGCCUGAUAUUUUUAAUAUAACAAAUUUAUAUGAAAUGCGCACGCUC